Molecule: messenger RNA, 1721 nt
Organism: Ciona intestinalis (vase tunicate)
Lineage: Eukaryota; Metazoa; Chordata; Ascidiacea; Phlebobranchia; Cionidae
Source: RefSeq, a predicted model, not a curated record
CAUUUCAAAACAAAGUAGUGAGUUCUAUCGUAACUGUAUUGCUUAAAAGCGUUGGUGUUGUUUCUAUUCACAAUAAAUAGCAUUACUAAGGUUAAUUUCACUGUAGUUUUAACUAUGGCAGGACCUCAAAACUGCUUCAUCUGCACUGCCAAGUUUGGAUUCUUCAAGAAACAAGUGGAUUGCAUUAAUUGUAAUAAAACAACUUGCAAGGAAUGUCAGAAUUAUAUGAUGGUAGUCCCUUCAAAAGGCAGCCAGCCUCAAAAUGUGUGCAAACAAUGUUUUCAAGCAUCUAAGAAUAAAUCUUCUAGGAGAGUAUCGCCACCAAGGAACUUUAAAAGAGAACUGGAAAAAAGAAGGGAGGCAGAAGAGAAAAAGGAGAAAAAGGAGUUAGAAAGUCCAGAGGAUCAAUCAAUACGAGAGAGACUUGAAAAACUGAGAUCUGAACCAGUGAAAAAUGAUACAGAAAGAAGAGAUAUAUCUGUCGAUGAGAUAAAAACAAGGUUGGAGAAAUUGUGCACGACAGAUCGAACAAUUACUGACGAAGAGAUUGAAUAUAGGUUGGGAAAGUUAAAGGGGUCACGACCACCGGCUAUUAGGGUUCAUAGUAUCAGAAAAAGGCCGAUCGAUCAACCUCAGUCUUCUAAAGAAGAUCAGUCAGAAUACAGCCAAGCAAAAAAGCUGAUUCGGCAAUUUACGCAAGAAAUUGCCAUGGAAACUGAUGAUGUUGACUCAGCAGAAUCAAGCGCAAAUAAUAUCCCGGAAAAUCCGAGCACAGACGACUUAAUAGCGCUUGCGGUGGCGGAAAUUCACCGAGAAGAGCAACAGAUGAAAGAUGAGGGAAUGACGGAGACAGAAAUAUCGCGGCGAUUGUCGCAACUUCAUGAUCUACCUGAUGUGGAACUAGACGAAGCCACUGGUAUGGAUUUUGACGACAUUGACCCAAAAAGCGCGGAACUAAUUAAACAAAUAAUGGCUGAAGACAGAUUGGAGCAGAGUCUUGGUUAUAUUCCUAAUACCCAGAGUAUAAGUGAAGUUACUCCAAAACCUGAGCCAGAAAAUGAAGAAUUCCCGUGGUGUAUGUUAUGCAAUGAUGAUGCAAUUGUAAGAUGUUUGACUUGCGAGAGGGAACUUUUCUGUAGAAAUUGUUAUAAAGAAAUACACAAAGAUUCGGACAUGAAAGGGCAUAAAACUGAAAAGUAUGAAUCGAAAAACAAAGAUAUAUGAAACAUGCCUUUACUUAUUUCUUCAUGUAAUGCUUGUUCUGUAUUGUGUAUCUAAUUCUAUGUGCUAUUAAUUAUUUUUCCAUUGUAUGCACUGUACUGUAAGAGAAUAUUCUUAUAGAGUAACACAAAGUUAAACACAGGUUAUAAUGCUUAUAUAAGCUUAUAUAUAUAUAUUAAUUUGAACAAGCUUAAAUGUAAAGUAUGCACUUUUAAUUCAGUACAAUGACCAAACUCAAAGUAUAGCAGUAUGUAUAAUUAUAAGCAUGAGUAUCUAAGUUGCUUAUAUAUUUGCACAACCAUAUUAUAGGAACUUAACCUAGAGUGGAAAUGUACCUACUCUAUCAUUUUUUGCAUUAUUUAAUAAACAUUUGGACGCAAUAAGUUAAGUUUGUUUCACAUAAUUAUGUGUCCAACUAUCCCUGCCUCCCCUGCAAUUAAAAAACUUUGACAGCUAUGUGUACACCGGAUGUAUCUGUUGAUGAUAUUAAUAUGUCUACA